GCUUCACAUUGUUGUGUGGAAGAAGCGGAAGUCGUCAAUUUUGACGGAAGUUGUGAGGAGAAUACCUCGUGAGAUAAGCUUGGCUGUUUGGACCGUUUAGUACUAAGAUUCUCAGCAAUGGUGAAGAUUUUUGUGGGGAACCUUCCUCAAGAAGCUACCGAGGAUGAAAUCAAGGAGCUCUUUGAGGAGCACGGCAUGGUCACUGAGUGCGCCAUCAUCAAGAACUUCGCCUUUGUCCAUAUGGAUGACCGUAAGGCUGCCACCAAAGCCAUCAGGACCCUUCAUCAGCACAAGCUCCACGGCACACCGAUCAACGUCGAGGCCAGUCACGGGAAGAACCAGGGCCCGGUGAAACUACAUGUAGCCAAUGUAGAAAAAGGAGCUGAUGACGAACUCCGUGCUCUGUUUGAAGAGUACGGUACGGUCACAGAGUGUGCUGUUGUCAAGAAUUUUGCUUUUGUGCACAUGCCCAACUAUGAUGAGGCCAUGGAUGCUAUGAAAGAACUAGAUAACUCUGAGUUUCAAGACAAACACAUCCAUGUUCAGGUUUCUAAGAGCCGACCUAGGUAUGAAGAAUGUGAAGACUACCCACCUCCUCCCCCUGACAGGGGAGGCUACUGGCCUCCACACUAUCCAGGAGAGCGGCCUGAGCCUCCCCCACCCGGCUACCUGAGGGCUCGCCCCAUGCCCCCUGGUUACCCAGGUCCUCCUCUGCCACCCCCUCCCCCGAGGCGGUCAGUUUAUCUAGAGCGGCCCUAUGACAGCGAAAGGGAGCGAUACAGUGUAGUAGAUUAUUACGAGAAAUACCGAGCUCGUCAGUAUGCCCGAUCUCCUUAUGAAGAGCAACGUGCUAUACCCCCACCUCCUCCGCCUCCGCCCUCAUCUGUCAUUCGAGACCGCCCUCUGACCUCACCGAUUAAUCCUUAUGAGCGUCGGCCCCUCCCUCCUCCCCCUCCGCCUCCCCCCUCAUCAUACUACGCACGAGAUCGCAGCCCAAUCAGGAGGGCUCCUAACGCACCGUUGCCCCCUCCGCCCAGUAACGGCUAUGCUUAUGAGCGCUCUCGACUCUCUCCUGUUUCCCGGGCCCCUGCAUAUGGCGUUCCACGCGCAAUGGACCCCUAUGCAGGCAGGCUGCCUCCGCCACCUGCACGUUAUGCAUAUUGACAAUUGAAGGAAUUUUGUCCGACUGCGUUGCGGCACGGCGCCUCCUGAUGCACGCAUCUCUAUCUCUUCAUCGCUGCGACUUGGCGCGUCUUGUAGUCCUUUGAUGAUUACAAGAAGAACCACACCGGCGUCGUCGACGUCUCUUUUUGUUUUAACUUGGGAGAGUUUUCUUUCUUUUACAUUUUUUUGGGAAUAAUACUACUAGUAGUAUUUUAAUUGUUUUGACGUCUGAGUAAACGCAUCGUAUGUUUCAGUUUCUUUAUUUUUUUGCAUCGUUUAAAUGAUUUUGAUUUAUGUGAGUCUGACAAACCUAAAUUAUGCCUGCAACAUAAUAACGUCAAAACUUUGGCCCUCGAACAGAAUUGUAGUCUGCACGUUUGUUCCGUCAUGUCAGUAAAACACUAAAUUCUCAAA
Messenger RNA from Poecilia latipinna (sailfin molly), 1578 nucleotides. RefSeq names its product RNA-binding protein 4B-like. The record is from RefSeq and is a predicted model, not a curated record. The transcript is spliced from 4 exons. Gene Ontology annotation, cellular component: nucleus. Lineage: Eukaryota; Metazoa; Chordata; Actinopteri; Cyprinodontiformes; Poeciliidae. The coding region runs from base 118 to 1164 and encodes 348 amino acids. Gene Ontology annotation, molecular function: mRNA binding.